This is a messenger RNA of Penicillium concentricum, 3381 nucleotides long. Its product is annotated as Amino acid/polyamine transporter I. Bases 1 to 3381 code for a protein of 1126 amino acids. NCBI's taxonomy places the organism in Eukaryota, Fungi, Ascomycota, Eurotiomycetes, Eurotiales, Aspergillaceae. The transcript is spliced from 8 exons. The record is from RefSeq and is a predicted model, not a curated record. Gene Ontology annotation, biological process: regulation of DNA-templated transcription; transmembrane transport. Gene Ontology annotation, molecular function: zinc ion binding; transmembrane transporter activity; DNA-binding transcription factor activity, RNA polymerase II-specific. Gene Ontology annotation, cellular component: membrane.
AUGGCACAGUUCGAAAUUAAAGAAGAUGUUGGUGACAUCGAGUCUUCUAUCCAAGGCUCCACAAAAGAAGAUACCGAGACUGGCGUCACGCCUGUACUUGCAAAGAGCUUCAACCUCUUGAGUGCGUGCGCGACUGGAAUAACUACUGGAAAUGCUUGGGCGGUUCUGGGAGGCGGAAUUAUUGCUUCUCUCUACAAUGGCGGACCACCUGGCAUCAUAUACGAGUUCGCAACCGCCUCCUUUUUCUACUGCUUCAUUGCCGCAUCAAUCGCCGAGCUUGCCUCUGCUAUUCCAGCAUCCGGAGGAGUCUACCACUGGGCUACUAUCACCGCUGGUCCUCGUUAUGGCAGAUUGUGCGGCUGGUUCGCAGGAUGGCUGAAUGGUCUUGCGUGGACAUUCGCCGUAGCAGGAAACUGUUCUAUGACUGGAAGCAUGAUUGUCUAUUCAUACGCACUCUACCAUCCAGAGGUAGAGCCACAGCGCUGGCAUGUUUUCGUUUGCUAUUUAAUCAUCUCCUGGCUAUGCUGUCUUACAGUGAUGUUCUGCCAACGGGCUCUCCCGCUCAUCAGCAGAAUCGGGUCUUUCUUUAUUGUUGCUGGCUUCGGUAUUACAGUCUUGGUCUGCGCUAUUAUGCCAAGCAGGAAUGGGGCCGGAUAUGCAUCAAAUGACUUUGUCUGGAAAGACUGGAGCAACGUCACUGGUUACUCGAACGGAUUCACAUUCCUUGCAGGCAUGUUGAACGGAGCAUUCGCGAUCGGUGCCAUCGACUGCGUCACACAUAUCGCAGAAGAAAUUCCCGACGCAAGACGGAAUAUCCCAAGAGCCCUUGCUUGUCAAGUGACCAUCGGCUUCGCGACUGGCUUUUGUUAUUUGAUCUCUAUGUUCUACGCUGUCACAGACCUGCCUCUUAUUGUGAACGCCAAUUCGAUCUCUCCAUUGGGUGAUAUCUAUCUGCAAGCAACCGGCUCUCGAGCCGGUGCUGUGGGGCUUCUCACGCUCACAAUCGCACCCAUCUUCUGUGCAACGAUUGGAUGCUAUAUUACCGCAGGAAGAACAUUCUAUGUCCUGGGUCGCGACGAUGCAACACCAUUUUCCAAGCACAUUGGGGCCAUCAGUCCAACAUGGCAUAGCCCACUUUAUGCAACUUUGGCAUGCGGCGUGUUUCUGACAUGUAUCGGGGCAAUUUAUGUGGGAUCUUAUACUGCCUUCGAGGCUUUUAUUGGCUCGUUUGUGCUGUUGACAACACUAUCUUACUUCCUCGCUAUAUUCCCACAUUUGAUAACCGGGCGCAAGAACAUCCGUCCUGGUCCAUUUUGGAUGGGGAAAGUUGGCUCUGUUGUCAAUGCUGUCGCAUGCAUGUACAUUGCUGUCUCGUUUGUGAUUUACUGCUUCCCUUACACUCUGCCCACGUCUCCGGAGGAAAUGAACUAUACUAGUGUGAUCACAUGUGGAUUGACAUUGCUAGUGGCACUGUGGUGGCCCUAUAUCAACGAUAUCAUGGUUGGCUCGGUUCAAGCUCCUAGGAAACAAACCAAGCGUGUUCGCCAGGCGAAGCAGAAGUCAGUGACGUUCACAGGGUGCUGGACCUGCAGGUCUCGGAAGGUCAAAUGUGAUGAGCGUCAACAAAAUGGAUGUGGAGUCUGCCAGAAAUCCGGCCUGGAAUGUGCCGGAUACGAUGUGAAUCUGUGCUGGAUGACAGAUAAGAAGCGGGAUUUUCAAGGCCUGCGGCGCAGACAGAUCAGACUAGAACAAUCCACCUCUCCUAGCAUCUCGGAGGACGAGAUCAACCGAAUUAUAUCCUCUCUUGACUCAAUUUCAACACCAUCAUGCACCGUAACUAUAGGGCCCUUUGCAAUAUUCUCUAAAUGGGAACACGGCGACACUGAACAUGUCGAACCCCCGGCUUUAUUGGAGAAUGUUCAUCACACCCAGGACUGGAGCCCUGAGAUCACUCCUAGUCAGUUGGACCCCGAGCUGUCCAACGAACUGUUUGAAACAAUCCCGGAUGAUAAUGUAAUUCCGAAUGCGGAAAUACAUGAAAUGGAUUUCUCCCCAAACUGGGAGUCCUUGUUAGCCAUGAUCGAUACACCAAAUUCGCCAAGGUUAUCAUACUCGAGAAAGAUGUCGCUCACAAUGCAUCCCUCACCACACAUCGAGCUUUCGAUGCCCUUAUUCAAAGAUUCCAACACAUCAAUGCUUAUGUAUCACUACAAAAACCAUGUCGCCGAGCUCCUACAGCCAGUCUUCCACCCGAGGAACCCUUGGCGAACAACAUAUCUCCCAUUCGCUCUCGAGGGAUGCCCUGAUUUAUGUCUUGUCCAAAAUACAGGGCCCACCUCGGGCGUCUCAAUUUCACUAUUCCACAGUAUAUUAUCGUCGGCUGCAUUCCAUCUCCGGAACGUCAUGGGUGGCUCAAGAGAAUACCACAAUCUCGGUCUCCAGCACCGUGCCAAAGCUUUACGGGCACUCAAGUUUGCACUCGUAGCGCCCAAAGACUCCCAGCAAUAUACCGUUUAUCUGACGGCGAUGCUAUCUUUAGUCACGAUCGAUACCAUGACGGGCGAAGAUUCAGAUUUCCCAAUCCAUCUAAAGGGGUGCCGUCAGCUGCAAAGACCAGACUAUGGCUCCGAAAUACUUGAUGACUCCAGUCGCCAGGUGAGCAGUAUUUGCCAUUUUCUAAGUCUCCUAGCUCGAACGACAGCACACGAGCUAGAACCUAGACCCUGGAAAACAGAGGGUCCGUUUUUCGAGGAACCUUACUUUCACGACGACGACACCAACAUCCAAUACAUGUAUGGCAUCACUCCAUAUCUGGGAAAUCUGUUACAAAGGACCUGUCAGCUGGCCGAGUAUCUGGCUUUCUACCAGGAUGCUGAAAUGCCAAUAAUUCUGCUCGACGGAUGUUCGGCAUUGUACGAUGAGAUCUUUUCAUGGGAUAUAGAAUCCGAGUCUUUCGACCUCAUUGCAUUGGAGGACCCCACGAUGCUUGAGAUAAUACAUUGCCAAGCUCUAGCAUUCCAUAGCGCGAUCGCGAUUUUCUAUUAUCGAGCAAUCGAGAACUCUAACCCGGUGGACCUCCAACAGCGAAUAGCAGCAAUCUGGACGAACCUUUCGCUAGCCGAAGAUCUCAAAGAUGCAUACUCAUUUGGCGAAAAACGCGCAGCUCCCAUGUCCUGGCCUGCAUUUAUCGCUGCAUGUGAGGCGAACGAUCGACAGCCUUGGGUUGAAUGGUGGGAGCGAGUACAGGGGUACUCAAUGGGUAAUUUCAAGAGGCAAUGGAAAGUGAUACAAGAAAUUUGGAGCAUCAUGAAUUUAGAUGAGAAUGUGGUUAACUGGAGGGAUGCCCUCAAACAAUCAGGCAAGUUGGUCUUGCCUAUUUGA